Molecule: messenger RNA, 1143 nt
Organism: Dioszegia hungarica
Lineage: Eukaryota; Fungi; Basidiomycota; Tremellomycetes; Tremellales; Bulleribasidiaceae
Product: eukaryotic integral membrane protein-domain-containing protein
Exons: 6
Coding region: 1-1143 (380 amino acids)
Biological process (GO): retrograde vesicle-mediated transport, Golgi to endoplasmic reticulum
Cellular component (GO): Golgi apparatus; membrane
Source: RefSeq, a predicted model, not a curated record
AUGCCAGCUAUAUCCUUCCUCCCGUUCCUACAAAACGUCCCCUCCUCCACCCGCCUCCUCACCGCCCUCCUCAUCCUCUUCUCACUAGCAGGAUUCGGCCUGCAAAACCUCGCCAAUGAGAAUCUGCCCAAGCCUGGGCCGGCGGGGUUGGAGCUGCCGUGGUUGGUGCUCGUACCGGGCAAGAGUUUGAUUUUCCCAUGGACGGUAUUGACGGCGGGGCUGGUGGAGCUGAGUGUGUUUGAGCUCAUCUUCUCAAUAAUCACCCUCGUCCUCGCCACGCGCUACCUCGAUCGGAUAUGGGGAUUCCUCGAGGUCCUCCGGUUCUCGGCGGUGGUGAUUGUCGGCUCGAACGUGAUUGCGUUUGGGUUUAGCUGGAUCGUUUGGUUUGUGACGGGGUCGGAGGAGGCUUUAUACGGUCUCCCCUACCACGGUCUCUCCGGCCUCCAAGUCGGCUUCCUCGUAGCCUUCACCCAGCUCAUCCCGGAACAUCAGAUCCAGCUCCUCGGGGCUUUACGAAUAAAGGUCAAGGCCCUCCCCGGGAUCUACCUCCUCAUCUCCAACGUCCUCAUCUUUGUACUCGGUUCCUCCCCCUACAUGCUCGUCCAAUUCGGCUUUUUCGUCGCUUGGGCAUACCUCCGGUUCUUCAAAUUGUCGGAAGAUGGACUGAGGGGGGAUCGGUCCGAGACGUUUGCAUUUCAGUAUUGGUUCCCUGGACCUGUUCGACCAUAUAUCGCCAAAGCUGGAAACCUCGUCUUCAAGCUCGCCGUCAAGGUCAAGCUCGUACAAGCAUGGGACGAUCCCGUCCAGUAUAGCGCUCUUCCAGGACCUGGCGGGGCGCGCGCCGAAGCUGAACGACGACGGGCAAUGGCGCUCAAAGCCCUGGAUGCUAGAAUAGCAAGUACAGCCCCCGCCCCGCCCGCUGCUGUACAUACCGCCGGGCCCCUCGCUGCUUCUUCGUCGUCGUCCUCGUCCGGCGUACCUGCGUCUGGUCUGGGCGCUGGUGUAGGAGCAGGAGCAGGAGCAGGAGUCGGAGCAGGAGAUGAGAGUGUGGUAGGUGGGUCAACGACGGCGCCGCCCCCGUUAAAGACGGCUGUGAGCUCGAGAAGUGUCGGCGGGGACAAGCCGGAGAAGGUCAAGGAUUAG